This is a messenger RNA of Aegilops tauschii subsp. strangulata, 1788 nucleotides long. RefSeq names its product protein FAR1-RELATED SEQUENCE 5-like. Gene Ontology annotation, biological process: regulation of DNA-templated transcription. NCBI's taxonomy places the organism in Eukaryota, Viridiplantae, Streptophyta, Magnoliopsida, Poales, Poaceae. The record is from RefSeq and is a predicted model, not a curated record.
AUGGCCGGGAUGAAAUUGAUCUGGCAGCAAAAAAUGACUUGGGUGCUGAUUUUGUUGCAGAAUGUUGCUGUGGAGCCAUCAAUUUUCCUUGAUGAUGAUAUGCAAAAUGUUGCGCACGAAGAAGAAGAUGAUGGAAUUGAUCUGAAUGGUACUUCGGGAAAUGAUAGUGACAAUUCGUUGCAUCUGAACACGGAUGGUGUAGCUCCAAAUCAUGGCAAUGCCCGUGUGGCUAGUGACAAUGCCAAUGGAAAUGCUGCAACACUUGUUGACGAACCAGAUGAAGAAAUAUCAUCACAGCCAGUUGUCCCUUUUCUUGGAAUGGUUUUUGACAAUGUUGAAGAAGCUCAGCGUGUUUACAAUGAAUAUGCCUCGAAGAUGGGCUUUGGAACUCGCAUUAAUGUUGGUGGUAGCAUUUUUGACGGGGCUGCAACAAAUCAGUGUGAAGAUGUUGAUAUGAGCUAUUCCAGUAACAAAAAAUCUGCAAGCAAACAAGCUGGCAUCUAUAUGGAUGUGAGUGACAAGAGGAUAAGAAACUGGUUGGAGCGGUAUGAUUGCAAGGCUCGUAUGGGUGUUAACCUCAAAAACGGUAGCUGGGUUGUGACAGUUUUUGAGGCCGAUCACACACACCAGCUGAUUUUGCAAAGGGGGCGUCGGAGAUUUUGCCGCUCUCACAGAAAGAUCCCGGAUGCAGACAUGCAGUACAUCACUUCACUGCACUAUCGCAACAUAUCAACGGCUAAUAUGAUGGGCUUGCUUGGAGAUGCACGGUGUUGCGAUCCAAGGAGUUUGCCGUACGUGAAGACUGAUGUGACAAAUGCAAGAGCAAAGCUGCGAAGGGGCCUGUCAGAGCGUGAUUUGGAGCUGACAAUCGAGUACUUUGAGAGAAGACAAGUGGAGAAUCCCAACUUCUUUUUCUCGAAGCUAGAAGAAGAUGGAGCUGUUAGGGCGCUUUUCUGGGUUGAUGGGAGAACAAGGGCCUUGUAUCCAAAGUACAAAGAUUGUGUGUUUUUCGACACCACAUUCUGCAUAAAUCGCUACAACUUGCCCUUUGCUCCGAUUGUUGGCAUUAACAACCACACACAUACUGUUUGCUUGGGGUGCGCUUUGUUGCCUGAUGAGACCAUCGAAACUUUCAAGUGGGUCUUCGAGCAAUGGAUGUUGGCAAUGAAUAAUGAGCAUCCGUUGAACAUUAUGACUGAUCAAGACCAGGCAAUGGCUAAAGCCAUCUCAAUGGUAUUUCCAGAUUCAACACACAGAUGUUGCAAGUGGCACGUCUUCCGGGUUGCAAGGACGAAACUAGGGAAGAUGCUGGGCAAGGAUGAGCCUUUUGCUGAAGCAUUCUAUGGUUGCAUCAAUGAUUUAGAUACCGUUGAGGAGUUUGAAGAACGGUGGAAGCAGAUGGUUGAGUCAUUUGGUGUGGCUGAUAAGAAACACCUCAAGAACAUGUGGGACAGCAGGGAGAUGUGGGCUCCUGUGUACUUUAGGAAUAAGUUCUUCCCAUUCACAGGAACAACCGGGCGGUCCGAGGGCCUGAAUUCCUACUUCAAGACUUUAAAUCAUCAUGGAGACUCGGUUUGGACAUUUGUCCAGCAGUUUGAGCUUUGCCAGGAGCUAAUGCUUGAUCGUGAAGACAAUGCUGGCUUCAUCAAUGAAGCGACGAGGCCGCCACUCUGGGGAAAUUACAACAUUGAAAAGCAAGCUGCAGAUUUCUAUACCAGAGAGGAGACGAAGAAGCCCAAGGUCAUGCAGAAAAUGCACAAGUCUCAGGGGGUCCAAGUACAGCUUUAA